Neogale vison (American mink) is the source of this 2964-nucleotide messenger RNA. It is a transcript of the gene ACSL5, whose product is annotated as acyl-CoA synthetase long chain family member 5. Bases 643 to 2694 code for a protein of 683 amino acids. Gene Ontology annotation, biological process: long-chain fatty acid metabolic process. The transcript has 24 exons. Gene Ontology annotation, cellular component: endoplasmic reticulum; mitochondrion; membrane. Gene Ontology annotation, molecular function: arachidonate-CoA ligase activity. NCBI's taxonomy places the organism in Eukaryota, Metazoa, Chordata, Mammalia, Carnivora, Mustelidae. The record is from RefSeq and is a predicted model, not a curated record.
CUGUCCUUCCUUGCGAUGGUGGGGUGCAGAUUUCACAAGACAGUGUCAGACUAUUAUUUAUUGUGGGCUCCGGAAGACGAGAAAAUGCGUGCUGAGGCUGGAUUAGGGCUGUGUGCCAUGAAAUGACUUUAAAGGUUAAUGCACCUCAGACCCGGAUGAGAAUCUGGCCGACUGACAGCCCCUCCUUCACACAGGAGUCUGCAAGAUGAGAUAUUGGCUUCUGACUUUGAUGUCAUUGGUUGACUGACUGAACACAAUUGAAGAAACCCAGCACAGCAUGACCUCCUACUUCUGCCAGCCCAGGAUCCAGGAAGUGGUCGAGUGUCUGAAGUCUGCUGGUGGUUAAAUGAGCACGGGUUAAUGAAGCAGAAUCCUAGCCAGGCAAAGGCACUGGGGUGACUGUGUGGGGCCAAGAUCAGGUGUCGCUUUCACAACGAACUAGUUGUAUAAUUCUGGGUGAUUUCCUUCACCUGAAGGGCCUUGGCCCUCACCUAUAACACAUAAACUCAACACAGUCUGAGCUGUGGAAGGGGCAGAGGUGUCUGAAUGAACUGGUACAGCCAGCCGUGAGGGGGCAUUCUCAGGACGCAGCAAGCGAGUGUAUUCUUACAAGGCUUGAACUUCCUGCUGCUAUCCACAAAGAUGCUUUUUAUCUUUAACUUCUUGUUUUCCCCACUUCCAACCCCGGCACUGGUCUGCAUUCUCACCUUCGGAGUUGCCAUCUUCCUGUGGCUGGUCAGUAGACCUCAGCCAGUCUUGCCUCUUGUGGAUUUGAACAACCAGUCAGUGGGAAUUGAGGGUGGAGCACGGAAGGGCGCUAGCCAGAAGAGCAAUGAACCACUAUCUUACUACUACUCAGAUGCCAAGACAAUGUAUGAAGUUUUCCAAAGAGGACUUGCUGUGUCUGACAAUGGGCCUUGCUUGGGAUAUAGAAAACCAAACCAGCCCUACAGAUGGCUAUCCUACAAGCAGGUGUCUGAUCGCGCAGAGUACCUGGGUUCCUGUCUUUUGCAUAAAGGACAUAAGCCAUCACAAGACCAAUUUAUUGGCAUCUUUGCUCAGAAUAGGCCAGAGUGGAUCAUCUCUGAGUUGGCUUGUUACACGUACUCCAUGGUAGCCGUUCCUCUGUAUGAUACCUUGGGAGCAGAAGCCAUCGUAUACAUUGUCAACAGGGCUGAUAUCACUACAGUGAUCUGUGAUACGCCCCAAAAGGCAUCGAUGCUGAUAGAAAAUGUGGAGAAGGGCCUCACCCCGGGCCUGAAAGUGAUCAUUCUCAUGGAUCCUUUUGAGGAUGACAUGAAGCAAAGAGCAGAGAAAAGUGGAAUUGAGCUCUUAUCCCUGUUUGAUGCCGAGAAUCUAGGCAAAGAGAACUUCAGAAAACCUGUGCCUCCUAAACCAGAAGACCUGAGUAUCAUCUGCUUCACUAGUGGGACCACAGGUGACCCUAAAGGAGCCAUGUUGACCCAUCAAAAUAUUGUUUCAAAUGUUUCUUCUUUCCUCAAGUGUAUGGAGCAUGUUUUCAAGCCCACCCCUGAUGAUGUGACCAUAUCCUACCUCCCCUUGGCUCAUAUGUUUGAGAGGGUUGUACAGGCUGUUGUGUACUCCUGUGGUGCCCGAGUUGGUUUCUUCCAAGGAGAUAUCCGGAUGCUGCCUGAUGACAUGAAAACUCUGAAGCCCACGGUGUUUCCCGUCGUGCCUCGACUACUCAACAGAAUCUAUGACAAGGUACAAAAUGAAGCCAAGACACCCUUGAAGAAGUUCUUGUUGAACUUGGCUAUUUCCUCUAAAUUCAGUGAAGUGAAAAAGGGGAUCAUCAGGCGUGACAGUUUAUGGGACAAAUUCAUCUUUUCAAAGAUCCAGGACAACCUGGGUGGGAGGGUUAAUUUCAUGGUCACUGGAGCUGCCCCCAUCUCUUCUCCAGUCUUGACGUUCCUCCGGGCGGCACUGGGAUGUCCGGUGUUCGAAGCAUAUGGUCAAACAGAAUGCACAGCUGGCUGUACGUUUACGUCACCAGGUGACUGGACUUCAGGGCAUGUUGGAGUUCCCCUGCCUUGCAAUCACGUGAAGCUGCAAGAUGUACCUGACAUGAACUACUUUUCAGUGAACAACGAAGGAGAGAUCUGCAUCAAGGGCAGCAAUGUGUUCAAAGGAUACCUGAAGGAUCCUGAGAAAACCAAGGAAGCCCUGGAUGAGGACGGCUGGCUUCACACAGGAGACAUCGGCCGUUGGCUACCGAAUGGAACUCUGAAGAUCAUUGACCGUAAAAAGAACAUCUUCAAGCUGGCCCAAGGAGAAUACAUUGCUCCUGAGAAGAUAGAAAAUAUCUACAUCAGGAGUAGACCAGUGUUGCAAAUUUUUGUACAUGGGGAUAGCUUACGGUCGUCCUUAGUGGGAGUGGUGAUUCCUGACCCAGACGUGCUGCCCUCAUUUGUGGCCAAACUUGGGGUUAAAGGCUCCCUUGAAGAACUGUGCCAAAACCAAGUUGUAAAGGAAGCCAUUUUAGAAGACUUGCAGAAAAUUGGGAGAGAUGGUGGCCUUAAAUCCUUUGAACAGGUCAAAACUGUCUUUCUACAUCCAGAGCCAUUUUCCAUUGAAAAUGGGCUCUUAACACCAACACUGAAAGCAAAGCGGGCAGAGCUUUCCAAGUACUUUCGAAACCAAAUCGACAGCCUGUAUGAGAGCAUCCAGGAAUAGAUUAAGUUUGCUGCUGAACUGGAAGCUAUGGGGGAAGGAGUUUAAACUCAUGUCAAGUGCACUUUUCCAGUAAAUGAAGCUGGCACUUUGUUCCUGAACUAGGAACAAAGACCUAUGGGCAAGCAUGGACCCUCCACAACAGGCUUAUCUUCUGGGAAGAACCUGACUGAUCUUUUCUCCACUGGACUCCAGUUCCUGUUAUACCUUACCCUCAGACAACACAUUGCUUCCACUUGUAAAGUCUUUAAAAUAAACUACUGCAAACAUGUA